Selaginella moellendorffii is the source of this 558-nucleotide messenger RNA. Its product is annotated as protein LHCP TRANSLOCATION DEFECT-like. The record is from RefSeq and is a predicted model, not a curated record. Gene Ontology annotation, biological process: intracellular protein transport; granum assembly. Lineage: Eukaryota; Viridiplantae; Streptophyta; Lycopodiopsida; Selaginellales; Selaginellaceae. The transcript has a single exon. The coding region runs from base 1 to 558 and encodes 185 amino acids. Gene Ontology annotation, cellular component: chloroplast envelope; chloroplast stroma.
AUGGCGGCGUGCAUCCAAGCGUUGGCAAUUAGAGCAACGCUUCCAUCUGCGUUUCUGGGUACGUCGCAGGUGUCAUGGAGGCGGCAACAGCGCCUGGUUCUCGCCAAUCCAUCCGGCUCCCGGGUCUCGGCGUGGUUUAAAUUCGGGAACCGGGGAUUGGAUUCGCAAGGAGCUGGAAUCUAUGGCAGCCAGAAGAGGGACGAUUUCAACAAGGACGACGUCGAACAGGUCAGAGAUUUUCCUGGAAUGUUUGUUCUCAUGGUUCUUUCUCGUUUUUCUUUUGGUUUUGAUCCACAGUACUUCAACUACAUGGGAAUGCUGGCGACCGAGGGAUCCUACGAUAAGAUGGACGCGCUGCUCAACGAGGGUCUCCAUCCGGUGGACAUUCUUUUGCUCAUGGCUUCUUCCGAGGGAGAUAAGCCCAAAAUCGAGGAGCUUCUUCGCGCUGGAGCUAGCUACACGGUGAAAGACGGCGAGGGAAGAACAGCAUUGGACAGGGCUAAAGACGACGAGAUCAGAGAUCUCAUCCAGAACUUCCAGACCGUCCCUUCCCCGUGA